CGUGCGCAUUGUUUAGUCAGUGUUCGCUAGCGGCAGGGAGGCGCGCGUUUUGUUACACUCCGUCGGUGACGCAAUCUUUCAAAAUAAAGAAAACAUGGCUCCACCAAACGAUGGCUGGACAGAAGAACUAUCUAUAAGAUUGAUUCGUGAGUUCAAAGCCAGGCCGAUGUUGUGGGAUAAAUCCCACAACCUCUUCUACAAGCCGCAGACCAAAAUGGAAAUAUGGGAGGAGAUCGGAGCCAUCAUCGGCAUGCCCGCGAAAGCCUGCAAGCAUAAGAUGAGCAUUCUCAUGUCAUCUUUGAGAAGAGAAAAGUGCAAGCUGCGGCGCCUAUCAAAUGGUAAACCCUACAAAUAUGUGUCAAGGUGGUUCGCCUUCAAAGAACUGAGCUUCUUAUGGAGUAACUCCGCAGAUUAUUCUUCGUAUUUAAAUGAAUCGGGAGAAAAUGAAGAAAUCAACUUAGAAAAGAGGGAAUUGGAUACAGGUACAGAUUUAAUACUGGUAGAAGGUAUGAGAUGUGAACAAGAACCAGGUAUGGAGUAUGAACAGAUAAAAUAUGAAGUGGUAUCUGAUGAUGAAGAUUACCAGAUUGGUUCUCCUAUGUCAGGACACACUAUGCCUAUAGAAGCACAAGUGACACCUAAGCCUAGCACAUCGGCUGAUGAAGAUGUGGAAAUAAAAGCUUUUACAGAAUUUAUAGCGGCGAAGUUGAGGAAGUACGAUGUUAAAACUAAAAACACUCUACAAAGACAAAUCUGUAAUAUUAUAUUUGAAGCUGAUCAACAAAACGGGAAUUAGUAAUAAGGUGCUGCUGAAUGUGAUAGGUAUUGUGAUACAAGUGUGCUACCGAGAUCAAGUUUCGAAUUGAUAACGACUAUUUUUAUAAUUCUUACAGUAGUUAGUGUGAGUGAUUUAAGUAAUAAACAAUGACUGAUUAUUAUUAACAAAUGAAUGAUUU
This is a messenger RNA of Plutella xylostella (diamondback moth), 956 nucleotides long. RefSeq lists its product as uncharacterized. NCBI's taxonomy places the organism in Eukaryota, Metazoa, Arthropoda, Insecta, Lepidoptera, Plutellidae. Gene Ontology annotation, biological process: regulation of transcription by RNA polymerase II. The record is from RefSeq and is a predicted model, not a curated record. Gene Ontology annotation, cellular component: transcription regulator complex; nucleus.